AUGAACCCGGAGGAGCAGAUCAAAGAGUUCGAGGAAGCAAUCAUAUCUUUCAAUUCCAGGGUGAAGCAGACAAGACAGUUGCGGGAUGACAAAAGGACAGUCCUGGGGGAUAUCGAGCUUGAGUGGGUCAACUCAACCAUAACCGAUGCCGAAAAUGCCGCCACUGAUUUAGUUGCAUUGGUGAAGCAGUUUAAGCAAAUCAGCCCCCAAGACCGCAGCAGUUGGAAGCGUCGUAACUAUGAAGUUGCCCUGAGAACGGAAUCUCGCAUGCUUCAUUCGCAUGACAAAGUCGAGACGGUUUUUAACCACCUUGGCUCACUACCAAGCACCUUGGGCAGGGACACAGCAUUUUUCUCUCCGUCUGAGGUUUCAAAAGAUGCUUUGGAAAUCCCAUAUGAGACGAGUGUUACAUCUGUCUUUGAACUUCCAUGCUCAUCACCGGUAAAGGUAGAGCGACCUAUUCCGAAAAUCAUCGUGACACAACAUUAUGGUGAGUAUGAUGACAACAAAGCAUGCUCUCACUCCGAUAAGACACCUUCCCCAAGAUACGGAGCAAGUGGGAUGAAUAGCACAGCAUAG
This is a messenger RNA of Penicillium digitatum Pd1, 579 nucleotides long. RefSeq lists its product as uncharacterized. The record is from RefSeq and is a predicted model, not a curated record. NCBI's taxonomy places the organism in Eukaryota, Fungi, Ascomycota, Eurotiomycetes, Eurotiales, Aspergillaceae.